Cinara cedri is the source of this 1526-nucleotide messenger RNA. NCBI's taxonomy places the organism in Eukaryota, Metazoa, Arthropoda, Insecta, Hemiptera, Aphididae. The record is from the annotation of a GenBank genome assembly.
AUGGGAUCGCCGAAGACAGGUCUGAUCAAGAUUGGACCAUAUUUUUGGGGUGGUGGUAGUAAUGAUGGUUUAUGGAUUUAUAAUUUUUUUCAUAUGUAUACAUAUUAUUUAAAGUUCUUAUAAGUUAUAGGUAAUAGAAAUGUUACUUUGACUUGUUACCAAAUACUUAAUAUAUUUAAUAUACUUUCUUGUAUUAGUCUUAUUCUGAUGUAAUAUAAUGAAAUAUAAUAAAAUUCUGAAAUGUAUGAGUUAUACAACUUUAUUAAAUAGAAUUAUAAAGCGGACUGCUCAUUACGCGAGUUGCCAAUCAGACAGUUUACAAUGUAUCUACACGCACGAUGGGUGGUCUACUGUUGUAGGUAAAAAGUUGAGAAGAUAUAGUCUAGACCUCAUUUACGUACAUUAUAUGAAAAUUACAGGUUUCUACGAUUACUUGUAACCUAAAUAAAACAAAUAAAACAAACCGACAUACUUUGCACGGUGGGUGGGCCACUGCUAUAGGUGAAAAGUUGGAAAGGUAGAGGGGAAACGUAAUGUAUAUAUAUAUAACUACACAAAGAAUAACCAUUGCUAACAAAAAACGAUUCUGAGUGGAGUUCAGUUGUACAUCUUUUGAAAGUCCGUAGUAUUUGCAAUUUGAAAAUAAUACAUUUCUUAAAUUUCCACGUUUGUUCUAAAUUUUUUCCGGUUUUCCCACUUAUUAUGAAAAUCUAUGGAAACGUCAAAAAAUGACUUUUUUAAAAUACCAUCCUGUCAAAUUUUUUCAGAAAAUGUACUACACUUGAAAGUCUGAGCAAAAUUCCUGGUAGAAAAAUUGUGAAGGAACGAAGGGGGCAAUAUAGGCCGUGUUUCUUAUACGAUUUUCUAUUUUUCAUGCAUUUUCUAAUAUUUAUAAUUCUUUGAUCUUAUUAUUAUAUUAAAUCAUAUUACAUGCAUUAUUUAUAUAUAUAUAUACAUAUAAUCAUACAGAAAAUAAAUUAUAUUUAUUUUGUUAUAAUUGUAGGUAUAUGCCUUAAACAUAGGUGAAGAUUUAAUACGUUUCGGAGGAGGGGGGCAAGUAGAAUAGCUCAAAUAUACACGGUUUUUUAAAAGUCGUCAUCCGACGACUGAUUACGAACAGAUAUAGCCCAGCAAUCGUUGAUCGCAGGUUAACGAUCCAUAUACUAGUGGAAAGAUAAGAUAGUCAACUUUCUUUCUAGUUUAUUUUAUGUUGCUGAUAAAUUCUGUAAUGAUUAGUGAACUUCCGUCAGUUAGUUUUGAUGUGGCGAUGAUUAGAGUAUUGGACAAUGAUCUGGCGAUUCAUCCUUGGCUAUCAAGUUCCCCCUGAACGCCCAGUGUGUGAUUUAUUUUUAUGGGCCUAUGUAAAAGAUAAAGCUUAUGUACCACCAUUACAUACAGACUUUGAAGAGCUCAAAACCAGGAUUAUAGAAACUGUGAAUGCCGUGACACAAGAUUUGAUCAGCAACGUUUGGGGGGAAUUUGAAUACCAUAUAGAUGUAUGUCGGGUAGCUGUGAACAUUUUUUAA